Teleopsis dalmanni is the source of this 1593-nucleotide messenger RNA. RefSeq names its product heterogeneous nuclear ribonucleoprotein A1-like. The transcript is spliced from 5 exons. NCBI's taxonomy places the organism in Eukaryota, Metazoa, Arthropoda, Insecta, Diptera, Diopsidae. Gene Ontology annotation, molecular function: RNA binding. The record is from RefSeq and is a predicted model, not a curated record. The coding region runs from base 91 to 1260 and encodes 389 amino acids.
CCUUCAUUACAAUUUUUUCACUCGUGUCGUAAGUAGCUCGUGUGCUUGGUGUAGAGAAUUUGUAAAAAUUAACAUUUAAAUUGUGAAAAUAUGGCUAAUCAAGUGAAAAAAGAAAAUGGUUUACAUAAUGGAAACAAUCACAAUGAAGAAGAUGAGGAUAUUACUGAACCAGAACAUCUUCGCAAGUUAUUUAUUGGUGGUUUAGAUUAUCGUACUACCGAUGAUGGUCUUAAAUCACAUUUUGAGAAAUGGGGUAAAAUAGUCGAUGUCGUUGUGAUGAAAGACCCACGAACAAAGCGUUCACGUGGCUUUGGGUUCAUUACAUAUUCGAAGUCAGCCAUGAUUGAUGAUGCACAAAAUGCACGCCCACAUAAAAUUGAUGGUCGUGUGGUUGAGCCAAAACGUGCAGUACCACGUCAAGAUAUUGAUAAUCCCAAUGCUGGUGCUACGGUAAAGAAACUUUUCGUUGGUGGUCUUAAAGAUGACCACGACGAACAAUGCUUACGCGAACACUUUGGCGAAUAUGGCAAUAUAUGUGAGGUUAAUAUUGUCAUGGACAAAGAAACUGGCAAAAAACGUGGCUUCGCAUUCAUUGAAUAUGAUGACUAUGAUCCCGUUGAUAAGAUUGUGUUGGAAAAGACACAUUCAAUACUUGGCAAGACUUUGGAUGUAAAGAAAGCAUUACCAAAGCAAGAAGGUGGUCGUGGUAAUCAAGGUGGUGGUGGUGGCGGCGGCGGCGGUGGUAAUGGUGGUCGCAAUUCAGGUCGCGGUGGAAAUAUGGGUCGUGGCGGUAAUAUGGGUGGUGGUAAUAGAGGUAAUAAUAAUGAAGGUUGGGGCGGUAAUAAUCGCGGAAAUGACAAUUGGGGUAACAAUAAUUUUGGUGGUGGAUAUAAUAAUGGCGGCAAUGGCAAUUGGGGCGGUAAUAAUGCCGGACCUUGGGAUAAUAAUAAUGGUAGUAACUGGAGUGGACCUGGUAAUUUUGGUGGUCAUGGUGGUGGCCAUGGCGGUAGUAAUAAUGGAGGAAACAAUGGAAACUGGGGCAAUGAUUUCGGUAGCGGUUAUCAACAAAACUAUAGUGGUGGUCCACAACGUGGCGGCAAUAAUGGAGGUUUUGGAAAUAACCGCAUGCAACCCUAUAGUAAUAGUGGCAAUUUUGGAAAUAACAAAAUGGGUAAUAACCAAGGUGGUAAUUUCGGCGGUGGUAAUCAGGGCUUCAAUAAUGGACCCAAUAUGGGCGGUGGCAAUAAUAGAAGAUAUUAAGGUGAGAAAUUUGUGGCAGGUAAAGUCCCAUAUUUCAAGCAAUCAAACCAAAAUUAAGUCAACUUAUAAAACAAAAACAAACCAGCAGUAUUUAUCUCAGUUCAGUUCAGUAAUCCAAGAUAUAUGUGUAUACAUAUAUAUAAUAAUAUAUAUAUAACAUAUACAUUGAAACGCAUUAUAAGUCCAUAUAUAAAUCUAAAAUCAGUCAGAAGCAGAAUUUUGAAGUUCAUGGAAGGAGUAAUGCAAUGUGUGAGAAGAGAAAUGUGAAGUAUCGAUGAAAGGAUCAAAUACAUUUAAAAGCAGCAGAAAUUUAGAAAUUUACUUAUAAGCGAA